Messenger RNA from Populus trichocarpa (black cottonwood), 2189 nucleotides. RefSeq names its product K(+) efflux antiporter 5. Gene Ontology annotation, cellular component: membrane. Lineage: Eukaryota; Viridiplantae; Streptophyta; Magnoliopsida; Malpighiales; Salicaceae. Gene Ontology annotation, biological process: potassium ion transmembrane transport; proton transmembrane transport. The coding region runs from base 93 to 1856 and encodes 587 amino acids. Gene Ontology annotation, molecular function: potassium:proton antiporter activity. The record is from RefSeq and is a predicted model, not a curated record. The transcript is spliced from 20 exons.
CAUGAUGACGAUCUCUAAUUAAAGAAACAUUUGUUCCUUCAAAUACAAAAUUCCCUCUCUCUCUCUCUCUCUGCACUUCAAUUUCCAUAACCAUGAAAAGAGGAGGGUUUGCAUGUGGAUUUGGAUUCAGCAGGUGCUGUUGUUUGCUCUUGAUUUUGGUCUGUGUAAAUGGGAGAUCCGAUAAGGAAGUAAGGGAGAGGUUUUAUGGGAAUUUGGUGAAUUCAUCAGCACCUGAUAAUGGAGAAGGAAGUAUUGCUAAAAUGUUUGAUCGUGUUCUUGAAAAAGAGUUCUCUGACAAUGAUCAACCUGAAGGUUCUGAUGGAAGCAGCUUCAACAACAGUGUAGCUGACCAGCAAGCUGUUUUGGAGACUGUUGCUAAAAUCACUCAUGAGAAGGGCAAGAAAAACGAUACACAAGUGGCUAAGUAUGGAAGCGUUGGAUCUAGACCUUUUCAGCUUCAAGAUGUAUUUUCACUGGAAAAUGAGGAAUCUGAGGAUAUGGCAACCCUGAUUGACAAAAAGGACAAUGUAUUUGUCAUGUCGAACAAGAAAUCCAAGUAUCCAAUUCUUCAAGUAGAUUUGAGAUUAAUUUCUGAUCUAGUGGUUGCCAUAGUUUCUGCUGCCAUUGGUGGAAUUAUCUUUUCUUGUUUGGGUCAACCGGUUAUUGUUGGCUAUCUUCUAGCAGGUUCCAUCAUUGGACCAGGGGGUCUGAAUUUCAUCAGUGAGAUGGUACAGGUCGAAACUGUUGCACAGUUUGGUGUUGUGUUUCUUCUUUUUGCGUUAGGACUGGAGUUUUCUUUGACUAAGUUAAAAGUUGUGGGCCCUGUAGCUGUUCUUGGAGGGAUGCUUCAAAUUGUAAUUUUUAUGUGCUUGUGUGGCAUAGUUGCUGCGAUGUGUGGAGCAAAGUUGUCUGAGGGUGUAUUUGUGGGUUCGUUCCUGUCAAUGUCAUCAACAGCAGUGGUGGUGAAAUUUUUGAUAGAACGGAAUAGUAGUAAUUCUCUUCAUGGUCAAGUUACCAUCGGGACCCUGAUUUUUCAGGAUUGUGCUAUUGGUUUAUUAUUUGCUUUGCUUCCAGUUUUGGGUGGCAACAGUGGCGCUCUGCAAGGAAUGAUUUCAAUGGGGAAGUUGUUAUUGGUCUUGUCCGUAUACCUCACAGCUGCAUCUUUUAUGUCCUGGUCGUUUGUUCCUCGCUUUCUUAAGUUAAUGAUACAGCUAUCAUCUCAAACAAAUGAACUUUAUCAGCUUGCUGCUGUUGCUUUCUGCUUGUUGUCUGCUUGGUGCAGUGACAAGCUGGGCCUUAGUCUUGAGUUGGGUUCAUUCGUGGCUGGAAUCAUGAUAUCUACCACCGACUUUGCACAGCAUACUUUAGAACAGGUGGAACCAAUCAGGAACCUGUUCGCAGCUCUCUUUCUUUCUAGUAUUGGAAUGCUCAUACAUGUACAUUUUCUGUGGAACCAUGUGGAUAUAUUGCUAGCGUCUGUGAUUCUGGUUAUUGUUGUCAAGACAACCAUUGCUGCUGCAGUUACUAAAGCCUUCGGAUAUAGCAUCAGGACAUCAUUCCACGUUGGAGUAUUGCUUGCUCAAAUUGGAGAAUUUGCUUUUGUUCUUCUGAGUCGUGCCUCCAAUCUUCAUCUCAUUGAGGGAAAGAUGUAUCUUCUUCUUCUUGGAACAACAGCUCUUAGUCUGGUAACAACUCCUCUCCUGUUCAAGUUGAUACCUAACGUCAUGAAUUUGGGCAUCCUUUUGCAAUGGUUUCCAUCAGAGAGCAGCACUCCAAAUAAAUGGUUUCCAUCGGAGAAUGGUACUCCAAAUGAGGAAAGAGUUUCUAUGAUUGAAGUACGUAACAGAUUGUUGUGACCUUCCACAUUUUGUCGUCUCGUCACCUAAUUUUCUUGGGAAUUUGUGAAUACAAGGAUUUCAUCCCACUGCUGAUUCCACAGUUGAGCUUUCCAGGUGACCAGCCAGACAAUCAAGAACUCUCAUGUACAUACAUAUUACGUUCCACGUUCAUUGGCUCUUGCAUUUGUAUGUAUAUAUAAAUAUAUAUAUUUUUUGGCUCAUCAGUUGAUCUAUUUUGAGUAUGCUUGUUUAAGAGGGCCCGCCCGCGCACCUCUUGAAAAACAAGAAAUUUUUCUUCUUCAUGCUUUUUAAGUGUGGCGAGCAUCACAAAUAAACAUAUUUUUUUCCCUA